Messenger RNA from Durusdinium trenchii, 2634 nucleotides. NCBI's taxonomy places the organism in Eukaryota, Dinophyceae, Suessiales, Symbiodiniaceae. The record is from the annotation of a GenBank genome assembly.
AUGGCCUUGCGGGCCUUGGGCCAAUCAUGCCAAUCGGUCUCAGUGGUGCCGUCCAUUCUCCGCACCGGGCGCUCGGCGGCCGCGCCCUGGGUGGCGCGGGAGGCCAACGGCAGCGGCGCGCUGGGGGAGCUCGACAGGACUCGCCUCCACUGGGGCUCCUCGCCAAGCUGUUCAGCCCUGCGUUCCUAUCCCGGACUCCAGCUCCUUCCGAAUCAGGCGACCGAGCUAGUGGAGGAGAGUGUCGAGGAGAGAUCAGAGUCUGCAUACCUGGACGAGCCGGCAGAAGCACAGGAGCUGUCGGAAGAGUCGCCAGGCGCAGCUGAAAGCCCCGUCACGGUGGUGGAGCAGUCGUCGCCCAGGUCAUCCAAUGCGGCAAAUGCGCCGGUGGCUGCAGCAUACCUGGUGAUGCGCGAUUACGAGCGGCGCUUGCGAAGCCUGGAGCACCAGUGCCGCGAGCUUAGCGCUCAGAACGCUCACCUGGCCGCUGAACUAACGACGAGCCGGUCAAAUCAGAAGAAAGGCCGAGAGCUGAACCUCCGCUUGGGCCGUGAGGUGCAAGAUCUCCGCAGAGAACGCGCCGAGGCCACCGAGCGCAUUGAGCACCUGGAGAAGGAGCUGGAGAAACGCUCCGACCUGCCGGUCCCGGUGAUGUCCGCCGAUGCCUCCGUCUCGGUGGAGCCUUGGGAGCUCCAGCCGAGCUGGAUCGAGCUUCCUCCAGGCUUGCGACCGGUUGGUGCCGAGGAGGCACACUCGGACCACUCGGAGGAGUUGCCGGUGUUGCUGUGGGGCUGUGAGCAGACGCAGACCUACAGCCCUGGUUUGUUGCUGGCGCAUCGGUCUCGUCCCUGCCGUCCCCUCCACAGCGGCUUCUCCUGUUUCAUUGCUAUGUGGCGGCCGCGCAGCCUGCGACGGGCGGAUUCCGGGUACAAAGCCACCGUGGCGUCGGAGCGCGCGCAGCGCGGGCGCCUCUGCACCCAUCAAGCCAUCGCCUUGCAUCAAGCGGUGGAACCUGCCAGGUGGUGUGUGACCUUCGCUGAUUUGGAGUUCUUCCAGGCGGAGGUCCAUCGACGAUGGCCUACGGAGCCUUCCCAAAUGGCCGGGCCCAACAUCUAUGAAGUGAACGAGCAGUACAUCAAGCCUGUCACCGCGGCCGCGGGCAAGAUGAGCUGGGCCUUAAUGAUGAACCCUGCCGGCCUGGACUGUGAUUUGUUUAUCACUCAUGCCUGGCGGGAAGAGGUCUUUGAACUUACUCAGAAAGUCCUGGCCUCUUGGCCUUUUCGUGCCAAUUCGGCUUGGUGUUGCAUGCUUGCUAAUCCUCAGAAUUUGGAUAUUGGCCUUUUGCUUCAGUCUCCGUCCUCAUCUCCGUUUGCCUUGGCCCUCACGAGUUGCAAGCACAUGCUGGUGGUACCCAAUCGCCACAGCAGUGUCUAUACGCGGCUUUGGUGUGGAUAUGAGGCCUACUUGGCGUUUCAGAGCAACAAGAUUAUUCGUACUGCUGCACCGCCCAUUUGGCGGGCAGUGUUGUUCUCAUGGCUCAGGAUGUGUCCAGCACUUCUCAUCGGUAUUGUCCUGGGCAUCACUGCCUAUGAUGUGCAAUUUGAGAGCAGCCACACGUGGUUGGUGAUCGCGCGACUCCUAGCACUCUUGGCCAGCAUCUUGAGCCAAAACAGUGGCCAGAUGAUGAUGUGCUUGAUUGCGAAUCACAUCGGUCUUGCAAGUGGUGUUGCCACGGUCAUUCAUUGUCAAGCUCCCUCCGGCUUCACGGCGCUCCUUCCCAUGAGCAAGUGGUGGGUGGUCGCCACCUAUCGGUAUUCAGAGGCUUGUAUGGUGGGAUACUUCUUGCUUGCUGAAGUUGACCGAGUGAAUUGGCAGACCGAAAAGCACGAAGCAGAAGAGCUAGAGCAGUCCUAUCAAGGAUCCAUUCGUGACGCGUCAUGCUUGGAAAGCCAAGAUGAGCGGAAUAUUUGGAAUGAAAUUGGUACUUUGGCUGAUGAAGUCGACAAGGUCAUUCGGGUCUUGAUGAAGGCCGGUAUGACGUCGGACGCACUUCGAGACGCAUAUCUGAAGGGAGCUGAGCUUCGACAUGCUGGGUCGACUCAGUUGGCAAUCCCCAUAGUAGUGCUUGGUCCUCAGUUGCUGCUAAGUGUUUAUCACCUUGUCUGGGAGCUGGCGAUCGUGUUCGGACCAGAGACUGUUCCAGAUGAAGCUCGGCUCGUCCUUUGGUCGGUGCCUCCACUCGCGGUGGCAUCCAUAGCUGCGAGACUAAGCUUCUUAAGGCUUUUGCUCAAACGCUCCAUUGAUGAAAGAUGCUUCAUGCUCAAUGUGAUGUCCAAGACCGUGGCCCCGAUCUUUUUCGGCUACUCCGUGCUGGGGAUUCUGGUGGGCAAGGUGGUCCGCUUCACCUUUUGUUGCUUGUGGCACCUCUCCUUCUUGGUGGUGCUGCUGUUCGCAUCGUUAGGCAUUCGCGGCACCCUCCGACUGCCCUGUGGCAAGCUCUUGAUCGAGGUCUUCUUGUCGAGGACCCUGAGCUGCCGCUGCGGGGUCCGCACCAGGUCGAGCACGGAGUGCUCCAGCGACGACGGUCAGUCGAGUCCGUCGGCCUCCGACGCGUCCGACGCGGACGGAGGGAGUUGA